Chinchilla lanigera (long-tailed chinchilla) is the source of this 1451-nucleotide messenger RNA. RefSeq names its product Y box binding protein 3 (gene Ybx3). Lineage: Eukaryota; Metazoa; Chordata; Mammalia; Rodentia; Chinchillidae. Gene Ontology annotation, cellular component: nucleus. Gene Ontology annotation, molecular function: nucleic acid binding. The record is from RefSeq and is a predicted model, not a curated record. Gene Ontology annotation, biological process: regulation of gene expression.
CCACCAAAGUCCUUGGCACUGUUAAGUGGUUCAACGUCAGAAAUGGAUAUGGAUUUAUAAAUCGAAAUGACACCAAAGAAGACGUGUUUGUACAUCAGACCGCCAUCAAGAAGAAUAACCCUCGGAAGUAUCUGCGCAGCGUGGGAGACGGAGAAACGGUGGAGUUUGAUGUGGUCGAAGGGGAAAAGGGUGCUGAAGCGGCCAAUGUGACCGGCCCUGAUGGAGUCCCGGUGGAAGGGAGCCGCUAUGCUGCUGAUCGCCGCCGUUACCGGCGUGGCUACUACGGCCGGCGCCGUGGGCCUCCCCGCAGUUACGCUGGGGAGGAGGAGGAGGAAGGGAGCGGCAGCAGUGAAGGAUUUGAGCCCCCCGCGGCUGAUGGGCAGUUCUCGGGGGCCCGGAGGCAGCUGCGCCACCCCCAGUUUUACCCUCAGUUCCGGCAGCGGCGCUUCCCGCCGUACCACGUGGGACAGACCUUUGACCGCCGCCCUCGGGUCUUUCCCCAGCCCAGCAGAACGCAGGCCGGUGAGAUUGGAGAGCUGAAGGACGGGGUCCCUGAGGGAGCCCAGCUUCAGGGUCCGGUACAUCGGAACCCCACUUACCGUCCCAGGUACCGCAGAGGGCCUCCGCGCCCACGGCCCGUAGCACCGAUUGGGGAGGCUGAGGACAAAGAGAACCAACAAGCGGCCAAUGGUCCCAACCAGCCAGCUGCUCGCCGUGGCUACCGGCGUCCCUACAACUAUCGGCGCCGCCCCCGCCCUCCGAACGCUCCUUCGCAAGAUGGCAAAGAGACCAAGGCAGGUGAAGCGUCAGCUGAGAACCCCGCUCCGGCCGCCGAGCAGAGCAGUGCUGAGUGACACCGGCUCCCCGGGCACCUUCACCACCAGCAGGGUGACCUAAAGAAUUAAUGACCAUUCAAAAAUAAAGCAAAAAGUACACCCACAACCUUACCAACACCAAAGAAACAUCUAAGCAAUAAAGUGGAAGACUAAAUAAGAUUUGGACAUUAGAAUGUUUACCACUAUUCUUUGAGAAACUAACAACUGCAAGAGGAAGAUGUCAGCAAAUAUUUCCAGCCAGCUGUGAGCCCAGGAAUGCCUGCACAGGACAGGAGAGUGUCCUCCCCAGUUUCAGCUAUCACUAGGUUUAUAUUUUUUUCCUGGUUUUUACUGUUUUGGUAUUUGAAAGAAGAAAUAUUAAUACUAUAUGGGGAGAACCCCAACCAAAGAAAUCUAAAAUUGUUGUAUAGUAAAUGCUGUUUUUCUUUUUUUGUUCAUUUUGGAUGCUGGUGCUAAACUUCUAAGUGUCAUGAUUUAAAAAAAAAAAAAAAGUUUGCCCUUAUUUAUUUUUAGGAUGGGGGGAGGACGACAUUUUUGCUUUCUUUUGUGACUCUCUUUGGAAAUGUGCGGUAAAAAAAUUUCUCCAAAAUAAAAUUUUUACCCUUCAAAGGAAAA